UUGAUCUUUUACAAUGCUUUGGCAUUUGGGGGGUUUGUAAAUGAGCCAUCGCAUUCAUGACUUGACUUGAUGUAAUAUCAGUGAUACGAAAAGUUCGGCAAACAUCAACAGCCCAAAUGUCUUUCAUGAGAGUGCUGAUUCAAACCUUCAGUAAGCUCAACGACACUAGCAGGGGCUGUGCACGGGCCACAAAGAUCAACCCUCGCGAUGAACUUCGCGUCCUUCAAGAUUUCGGAGCCACUUCGUUAAAGCCCAGCAUCCUUUCGUCAACUCGGCAAGAAACACAGCCGCCAUCACAAGAUGGCGUCCACCACCGCACCAUUGUCAUUGGAAUCCUUCCUGAGCACACUUCCCCCGGAUCUUUUUGACCAAACCACGCUCAUCUCUCUCGCUUCCACCGUCGCCAUCCUCCUGGCAGCCUAUUCUCUCUCCCGCGUGGCCCUCGACCCCAAGACUACCACCUCCCGCUACCGGUUCCUCUUCAUAUGGCAUGCCUUCGAUGCACUGAUUCACUUUUGCCUCGAGGGCAGCUUCCUCUACCACUGCUUCUUCUCGUCGGCACCUCUCGGCCAUCUGGACCCCAAGGAGGUGUUUGUUGAUCCCUACAACUAUCUCGGAAGAAUUGAUAAGGUACAUGGUGCGCAGGCUGUUGCUGGGAGGUUUGUUGACGGGGUUGUGGGUGGUCCGGCGAAAGCUGGGGAUGUGGGCGGCGGAUUGCUGGAAAAGGUGGUGAGGGGCACGGCAGAGUUGUGGAUGGUUUAUGCCAAGGCUGAUAGAAGGUGGGCUGGGGUUGAUUUGAGCGUCGUCAGUCUCGAGCUCCUCACCGUCCUUGUCGUCGGGCCCUUGGCUUGCUGGGUCUGCUACGACAUCGCCAAGAAGAACUCGAGGGUAAACAUCGUUAUGAUCAUGAUUGCUACUGCUGAAAUUUAUGGCGGCUGGAUGACCUUCUGCCCCGAGUGGCUCGUGGGCAGCGUCAACCUCGACACCAGCAACUGGAUGUACCUGUGGCUUUACUUGGCCUUCUUCAAUGGCUUAUGGGUUGUCAUCCCUGCGUAUGUCAUUUACGUUGCGUCUGGGGAGAUUAUGGGUGCCUUCAAGGUCCGGGAUGCUGCGGCGAAGGCUAAGAAGUCUUUGUGAUGUGGGGGUUUUUGGUAAUGGAUGGUGGAGGGACUUGGGGCUGUUGAUAAGUGGCAGUAACUCGCAAGUCUCGAAGCGCACUUAUCCAAAGCUUCAUCAGGAGGGGUGGGUAAGAAGCGGUUUCGACACCUGCCCAGUACGGGUGUUCAUCGCAAUC
Neurospora hispaniola is the source of this 1294-nucleotide messenger RNA. Its product is annotated as Emopamil-binding protein. Lineage: Eukaryota; Fungi; Ascomycota; Sordariomycetes; Sordariales; Sordariaceae. The coding region runs from base 301 to 1137 and encodes 278 amino acids. Gene Ontology annotation, cellular component: endoplasmic reticulum; membrane. Gene Ontology annotation, molecular function: cholestenol delta-isomerase activity. Gene Ontology annotation, biological process: sterol metabolic process. The record is from RefSeq and is a predicted model, not a curated record. The transcript has 3 exons.